GUCAGUCAGGCAGCAGCAGCUGGGGACGAAUUCAGUUUGAUUUUGACAGUGGCCGCGUUCGGUUGUCGUCGAGUUAACGGCGCGACAAUCUAGAGCCGAUCAAAAGGCCACAAAGCCCAGCUUUUUACCUAAGUCGCGAGCAACAAGCAAAGCACAAUAAAUAUACAAGAGCAAAAGCAGCGAUAAAAGUGUUCAGUUUCGUUUCGUUUCGUUCAAGUUUUUAAGUUGUUUGUUUUAUGCUUUGUUCUGUACCUUUGUUUUGUGCCCAUUCUUUCGCUUUCACGUUAUCAACGCUCUCUUGUAAAUGACACGACAAACAAGCGCGAAAGUUUAUGUUUGAAAAAAGAGAAUAAAUAAAGAAAAAAGAAACGAAAAAUAAGAAAAAAAAAAAGUUGCAUUGGUUAUCAGACGCUGACGAUUAUAGACCUGCAUAUAAGCAAGAGAAGCAACGUGUGUCCGCGUUAUCAGACAACGAACAAAAAAACAAAAACAGAAAGCCGAAAGCGACCUCAAAAGAAAAAAAUAAAACUAAAGGUGGCACGUUGUUGUUAUGCCGAUGACUGCCAGCGUAGUUGUCACCAGCAACAACAACAGCAACACCAACAACAAGAACAACAACAACAACGACAACAAGAAGAACGGCAAGAAUCUGGAAUUGACAGACAGAGCCAUCGGUUCUGUGGUAUAUGCUAUAAAUUUGACGGAGUUGUGAGUUGCGAGUUGCCAAAGCGAACUCUUUGAAAAUACAAAUGAAAACCAAGAAAAAUAGCAUAUUAUUAUCAGCAACAGCGAGUGUACAACAACACACACUCAACCAAACACUUACACACACACACACACCAAUGUACUCGGCUGUUGAUUAUUACGCGGAAAUGGGACAAAUCUCUCAAGAUUGCUCCUCAACCGAUCUGGAUAUGGAUGAUCUCGAUGAAUGUGAUCAAGUUACACAAGUGAUUGGCUAUCAUCCACGCUAUCGUGAUCAUUUUCUGCGCACGCAGAAUUUCAUUAUGAAAGGCGAUGGACCGCUGCCCUAUUCUUAUAGAUACUAUUUGGCCAUAAUUGCUGCCGCACGCCAUCAAUGUCCCUACCUGGUAAAGCGCUACGAGAAGGAGUUUCUCAAUCAGGGCGGCAACAGCGAAUGGUUGAACGGAGUCGACUAUAUACCCGCCAAAUUACGUGCCAUAUAUGAUAUAAAUAAAAUAUUAGCACACCGACCCUGGCUGUUGCGAAAGGAGCACAUUGAGCGUCUGACCAAAGGCAAAAAUAGCUGGUCAAUGGCGGAGGUGGUGCAUGCGAUGGUCUUAAUAUCGCAUUUCCAUUCGCUAUCCUCAUUUGUGUUCUCCUGCGGUCUCACACAGAAGCUCGACGGUUUGUCUAGUCCCAAAUUGAAAGGUGCGCCCGUGCUGCUCGAUGAGGUACGCCAGACGACAACCAGUCCCAUACACCAGCAGCAACAGCAACAUCAUCAGCAGCAGCAACAUCAUCAGCAGCAGCAACAGCAGCAGCAGAAAAAUGUUCUUGGUGAGAUAUCACUGAACAAUGGCAGCAGUGGCAGCAAUGGCAGCGCUGCCACCAACAAUGCAGCAGACAAUAAUAACGCCAAAGGCAACGGAGCUGCCAACAACUUUGGCCAGCAUUAUUUGGCUACCGCUCAGCAACAGCCGCAGCAAUAUGGCAUCUCAGUGGAGACCUUGAUGGAGCGCAUGAAGGUCCUUUCCCAGAACCAGGACGAGUGCAGCGAAGCCGAGCUGAGCAAUCGCUUCAAGAGUGUCGAACUGCAGACCGCGGAGCUGGCAGCAGUUACACCUGAGGCAACUGUCACAUUGCCGCCAAUAAUCUCACACUAUGUGGACGAUGCUAGCUUUACGUAUGAGGAUUUUGCACGUCGCGGUGCCGAGAAUAUAAACACAUUUCGUAUACAGGACUAUUCGUGGGAAGAUCACGGCUAUUCUCUUGUGGAAAGUUUGUACAACGAUGUGGGCACAUUUUUGGAUGCCAAAUUUAAGGCUGCCUACAAUCUAACGUACUUUACAAUGGGUGGCAUUAAGAACGUGGAUACAUCCAAGUUUCGUCGCGCCAUUUGGAACUAUAUACAAUGCAUUUUUGGCAUACGGCACGAUGAUUACGACUACGGUGAAGUGAAUCAGCUGCUUGUGCGUCCGCUGAAAAUGUUUAUAAAGACAGUCUGCUGCUUUCCGGAGCGCAUUACCACCAAGGAUUAUGAUAGUGUGCUCGUCGAGCUGCAGGACAGUGAAAAGGUUCAUGUUAAUCUAAUGAUAAUGGAGGCCCGUAAUCAGGCCGAACUACUCUAUGCUUUGCGCGAGAUAAUGCGCUAUAUGACUUGAUCUCAUUAAGUGAUUAAUAUCUAUAUAUAUAUACAUAUAUAUAUAUAUAUAUAAACAACAUACAACAAAUAAUACAUAUAUAUAUAUAUAAAUACUUAGUCGAGCUGACGAAAACGUUUGUAAUUUUUCAGAGAGCAUUGAAAGAACAGAACAUACUAUAUAAGAAAAA
Drosophila innubila is the source of this 2514-nucleotide messenger RNA. RefSeq names its product sestrin homolog. The transcript is spliced from 11 exons. Gene Ontology annotation, biological process: cellular response to leucine starvation; cellular response to L-leucine; positive regulation of macroautophagy. Gene Ontology annotation, cellular component: nucleus. Gene Ontology annotation, molecular function: L-leucine binding; oxidoreductase activity, acting on peroxide as acceptor. Bases 750 to 2345 code for a protein of 531 amino acids. The record is from RefSeq and is a predicted model, not a curated record. Lineage: Eukaryota; Metazoa; Arthropoda; Insecta; Diptera; Drosophilidae.